Dichomitus squalens LYAD-421 SS1 is the source of this 648-nucleotide messenger RNA. RefSeq lists its product as uncharacterized. The record is from RefSeq and is a predicted model, not a curated record. Lineage: Eukaryota; Fungi; Basidiomycota; Agaricomycetes; Polyporales; Polyporaceae. The annotation marks the transcript as partial. The transcript has a single exon.
AUGGCCGCCAAACGCCCGGCCACUGGAUGGUCAACGGCUCCCUCGAUUCGCAUCAACGAGGUCAUCAACGAAAAGAUCUCCACCCUUCCUUCCGGACACGCCAAGGCCCGCUACUUCCGCCUCCCCGACGCCAUCCCUGAACACCGCCGUCCGUCCACGGUGGCCAUCACCGAUGCACUCAACCAGUCCACCUUCCGUAUUGCCUCAGCCUCAUGGUCCAUGACGGGCCGCAACCUCGUCAUCUUCCCUUCCUCUCCUCUGUCCACUGACGAUAUUCACAGGCUUGAUGCCUGCGUAUCUACCAUCCUCUCUGUCUCGGUCACCAGCACGUCGUAUGUAUAUUACUCUUCCCUCUCCAUCUCCCAACUCCCCUCUGUCUGUUACCGAGUCGGCGGGGCCUCUGAGCCUGUCGACCCGGUCGCUUACCUCCUCGCAGCUGCCCAACGCUCCCCGUCUCCAGCCUGGCGCGCCCUUACCAGGGACCUAGUCCUGGCGGCCCGCUGGAACCCCUCCCCCUCGCCCGACAGCGCGACUCUCUAUGUCGACGUUCGGGAAGACUCUCCCGCCUUCGCGCGCCUCCGUGCCCUUCACAACGGCACCCUCGUCUUCGACCUCGGGGCUGGUUCCCGUAUUGCUGUCGCGUGCCCA